AUGUGGGGCUACCGUUUGGCCCAGGGAUUUGUCUUUGCCAUCGAGGAGAUCAACAGGGACUCCCGCCUGCUGCCCAACCUCACGCUAGGCUUCUCCAUCUGGAAUUCUGGGGACUCGGUGUCCAGAGCCCUCCAGGAGGCCAUGGGCUUCCUCACAGGCCAGGAGGAGCCAAUUCCCAACUAUGUGUGUCAGGCCAGCCCUCCCAGAGCUGCCCUGGUUGGAGACUCACGCUCUGCCCUGUCCAUCCCCCUGGCCAGGCUGCUGGGACUCUACAAGUUCCCCCAGGUCAGCUACGCAUCCACUCUAGCCAGCCUCAGUGACAAGACCCAGUUCCCUUCCUUCCUGAGGACCGUGGCCAGUGACCUCACGUGCUCCUACAUGGUGGCCCAGCUGGUGCUCCAUUUCAGAUGGUUCUGGGUGGGUGUUCUGGCCCAGGAUGAUGAUCACGGCCAGCAGGGCAGUGCUCUGGUGACCUGGGAGCUGGUUCAGGCUGGUGUCUGUAUUGAGUUCCACCUGCUUGUCCCCUCCAAGCAUUCCCUGGAGAAGACCCAAGCCAUCAUCCGCAAGAUGGAAGUCGGCACAGCAAAGAACAUUUUGGUCUUCCUAAGCAAUUCAAAUUUCCACCUUGUUCUUCAGGGGCUGCUGGGCAGGGGGGUCUUGGGCCGGGUGUGGGUCAGCCAGGACACACUACACAGUGUGCUGGCCCUGGCCAUCCCAGGCAUCUCACAGGUCUUGCAGUGCUCCUUCAGCCUUAUGCCACACCACAAACAGGUCUCCGGCUUCCCAGAAUUCCUUGCUCACCUGCAUCCCACACGGAAUCCAGGAGACAUCUUCACCAAGAGGUUCUGGGAGGUGACCUUUGGAUGCACAUGGCCCCACAGUAGCCUAAGACCAGCGGGGAACAGUACGGCUACAGGAGGGGUUCGGUUCUGCUUGGGGAAUGAGAGUCUAAGAGGCCUGGAGUACCCUUUCCAGAACGUGAGUAAUGUGGAUGUUGCAUACUCAGCAGUCUACAGUAUUGCCCAUGCUCUGCAGGAUCUGGUAAGCUGUGAGCAUGGCAAUGGACCAUGUGCAGACACGCACAACUUCCAGCCCUGGCAGCUUCUGCAUCGCCUCAGGAAUGUGCAUUUCAAUACCCCGGAUGGGAGAGAGAUAUCAAUUUUUUAUUCCAACGGAGAUAUAGUCACAGAAUUUGACAUUCUCUACGGGCAGAAAACUCCCGAGGACUUAUUCACAUUUGUCCACGCUGGUACCAUUAGCCAGCAAGCCUCUUCAGGGGAAAGGGUGAGCAUACACUGGACGAAGGAGGAGCCUCAGGUCCCUAGCUCCGUUUGCAGCGCAAGUUGCACUCCAGGCUCCAGCCAGAUCCCCCUACAGGGCGCCCCCCACUGCUGUUUCGAGUGCAGUUCACAAACCAGACAGAUGUGGCUUCUGUCUCCCACAGACAUGAAGCAGUGUCUUCCGUGCCCCAUGGAGCAGUACUCCAGCCAAGCCAGAGACCACUGCCUGCCUAGGACAGAGAACUUCCUGGCCUUUGAUGAGCCCCUGGGACUCACACUGACUGUAGCGUCACUCACACUGGCCAGCCUGGCGCUGCUGGUGCUGGUGGUGUUCCUGAAAUACCAGCACACGCCCGUGGUCAGGGCCAACAACAGAGCUCUCAGCUACACACUCCUGGCCUCCCUGGCCCUCUGUGCCCUCUGCCCCUUGCUCUUCCUUGGCCGUCCCACCGUUGCCACCUGUCUCCUCCGCCAGACCACUUUUGCCACUGUGUUCACCGUGGCUCUCUCCUCCGUCCUGGCCAAAACCCUCACCGUGGUCCUGGCCUUCAGGGUCACCAGGCCAGGGGGCAGGGUGCGGGUGUGCCUGGGAUAUGGCGCCUCCGCCUCCGUCGUCCUCAUGGCCUCCUUGAUCCAAGUGAUCCUCUGUGGGGUCUGGCUGGGCACCUCUCCACCAUUCCCAGACAGGGACACAGCCUCCGAGCCCAGCCUCGUCGUUGUCCAGUGCCACGAGGGCUCCGGGGCCGCCUUCUCCCGUGUCCUGGGCUACUUGGGUCUCCUGGCCGGGGGCACCUUCUCGGUGGCCUUCCUUGCCAGGGGUCUGCCCGAUGCCUUCAACGAGACCAAGUUCCUCACCUUCAGCAUGCUUCUCUUCUGCAGCGUCUGGGUGGCCUUCCUGCCCCUGUACUACAGUGCCCGAGGCAAGGCCACCGUGGCCAUGGAGAUCUUCUCCAUCCUCAUGUCCUCUGCGGGGCUGCUGUGUGGCAUCUUCAUGCCCAAGUGCUACGUCAUCCUGCUGAAGCCCAAGAGGAACACCCCGGCCCGGCUGAGCAGUGGGCGCCAGGCUCAGUGAGACAGGCAGAGCCAGGAGCCGCAGGGCAGGCCUCCCCCAGGCCGUCAUCAUCACCACAAGGCCUCCUAG
Messenger RNA from Orycteropus afer afer, 2421 nucleotides. RefSeq names its product extracellular calcium-sensing receptor-like. Gene Ontology annotation, biological process: G protein-coupled receptor signaling pathway. NCBI's taxonomy places the organism in Eukaryota, Metazoa, Chordata, Mammalia, Tubulidentata, Orycteropodidae. Gene Ontology annotation, molecular function: G protein-coupled receptor activity. Gene Ontology annotation, cellular component: membrane. The record is from RefSeq and is a predicted model, not a curated record.